Vidua macroura (Pin-tailed whydah) is the source of this 828-nucleotide messenger RNA. RefSeq names its product filamin A-interacting protein 1-like. The coding region runs from base 1 to 828 and encodes 275 amino acids. Lineage: Eukaryota; Metazoa; Chordata; Aves; Passeriformes; Viduidae. The record is from RefSeq and is a predicted model, not a curated record. The transcript has 4 exons.
AUGCAUUCCAGAAGUAACAGCACCGAAAGCCCAACCAGACUAAAGCCAAGGCAGCCAAGGGUGAAAGACCACCACAAAGAAGAGGUUGGUUACAGUGGGAAAGGAAAUGCACAAACACGGCAGAAAGAGAAGGAUGAUGUAGCCCAAGCCAGCACCAUCCCGAGAAGUCCAAAGGCAGAGAAAAAACAAAAAAGCUCUGCCAAGAAAAGAGAGGAUCUCUCUCGUGAUGACUUGCUAUUUCUUCUCAGUGUCCUUGAGGGUGAAUUACAGGCUCAAGAUGAAGUUAUAGGAGUACUUAAGGCUGAAAAAAUUGACUUAGCUUUGCUUGAAGCACAAUAUGGCUUUGUUACUCCCAAGAAGGUGUUAGAGGCACUCCAGCGAGAUGCUAUUCAAACAAAGGCUGAGCAAUGGCAAGAAGAUGUCUAUGAAAAGCCUAUGGGAGAGCUUGAUAAAGUUGUAGAGAAACAGAAAGAAGUUCACAGAAGAAUGCUGGAACAACUUCUAAUGGUGGAAAAAGCACACAGACAGACACUGCAUGUACUUGAGGAAGAGAAGACGAAGCACAGCAAAUACAUGGAAAAAAGUGAUGAGUUUACAAACUUGCUGGAACAAGAAUGUGAAAGCAUGGAGCCACAAACGAGCCACAAGCCUGACAAGCUCCUAGCAUAUGAGGAAAAGUUCUGUGGAGAAAAAGAGGCCAAUGGACAAUUGGAUAGGUCUUUCCUGCACUUCAGCAUCAAUGAUUCUCUGGGUGUGUGUGUGUGUGUAGACCAGACAGGAACACCAAGACAACCUGUACACAGUGGUAUAGCAGACCAAGUCAACUAG